Molecule: messenger RNA, 318 nt
Organism: Thyridium curvatum
Lineage: Eukaryota; Fungi; Ascomycota; Sordariomycetes; Thyridiales; Thyridiaceae
Exons: 2
Coding region: 1-318 (105 amino acids)
Source: RefSeq, a predicted model, not a curated record
AUGAUCCAGAUCACCGCACUCCUCCAGCUCUUCCUCGCUGCCCUCGCCUUUGCGGCGCCUAUUGCUGACGAGACGCUGACAACGACCACUGCCACCCCUUGGCAAUAUGGCACUGGCGGCGGCAUCAUCGGAGUGAUCGUCCUCAUCCUCGACAUUCUCGUCUGGAUCGAGGUGCUCAAGUCCAACCGGCCCCCCAGCCACAAGCUCCUCUGGUGCCUCAUCGUCUUCCUCUUCCCCAUUGUCGGCAUGGUCAUCUACUUCCUCUUCUCGAACCGCUCUGCCCACAACAGCGGCGGCUCCUAUGAGCCCAUCCCCUAG